AUGGAAGAUUCCGAACUUCAAGCAAUUCGUCAGGCUAGAUUACGUGAGUUGCAGGCAUCAGCUGCAACGGGCGAGGGCUCAAAUCAAAUGGAAGAGACGAGGCAAACAUUGUUGGCACAAAUUCUUGACAAUGAGGCUCGCGAAAGACUUUCAAGAAUUUCUAUGGUAAAAGCUGAUAAGGCUCGCGCUGUCGAAGAUCUCUUGAUUCGCAUGGGACAAACGGGGCAACUACGUGGAAAAGUUAGUGAAUCACAAUUAAUCGAUCUCUUAGAGCAAAUCAAUCAGCAACAAAAGCCAGAGACGAAAAUCAGGUAUUCUCGAAGACGAUACGAAGAAGAUUCUGAUGAAGAAUAUAACCUAUGA
Molecule: messenger RNA, 363 nt
Organism: Acaulospora morrowiae
Lineage: Eukaryota; Fungi; Glomeromycota; Glomeromycetes; Diversisporales; Acaulosporaceae
Source: the annotation of a GenBank genome assembly